This is a messenger RNA of Pelobates fuscus (common spadefoot toad), 660 nucleotides long. Its product is annotated as HUWE1-associated protein modifying stress responses-like. The coding region runs from base 1 to 660 and encodes 219 amino acids. Lineage: Eukaryota; Metazoa; Chordata; Amphibia; Anura; Pelobatidae. The record is from RefSeq and is a predicted model, not a curated record. The transcript has a single exon.
AUGAACAAUAAAAGGAAGAAUAGGAAAAGUGAGAUCUGGAAGCAAAGACCCAGGCCGUAUUUCACUAAAUGGGAGGAGCGUUGUUUGAGGAAGGCACAACAGAAAGAGCAGAAACCAGAAUGGAAGGCCGAGCAGAGUAAGCAAAAACUCUGGCCCCACCUAAAGAGGUUAGCCACAGCAGUGGGGAAACUUUAUGAGCAGGGACUUUGUAGACAACAAGGGCUGUGUCUGUGGAUCCCAUUCCAGGAUGCUGCUAAUUCUCUCACCAGUCUUUACAAAGAAAGUAUGGAUGCUCAUCAACAAUGCUUUGGCUUAGGAUCUGAAAUAGGACAUCAAAGGCUCAAUAAAGAACUGUUAGCCUGGGUAAAUCAAUGUCAACCUACUAUUAUGAAAGAAGAUUUAAUAAGAGUUCUACUUGAAAAAGUACCAUCUCCAAGGAGCUCACAUGAUCCACCACAUAUGGCUGAUGAAUCAUCCGUAGCAGCAUCUCUCCACGGUUUAUUAAAUGGCAGAAUGGCAAGCAUGAGUACUCACGCAACCAUCCCAGCAUCUUGCAGCAGGUUGCGAAAGCGCACCUUGGCACAGUGCUGCGAUCUAUUUACAGAUUCACCACCCUGUAAACGAAACAGACUGAUUUUACUACAUUUCAACUGUUUUUAG